This is a messenger RNA of Metarhizium acridum CQMa 102, 273 nucleotides long. The record is from RefSeq and is a predicted model, not a curated record. Lineage: Eukaryota; Fungi; Ascomycota; Sordariomycetes; Hypocreales; Clavicipitaceae.
AUGUUGACAAAGAACUCCUCCAAAGGUGUGGGCGAUGAUGCGGAUCUCGUUCGACUGGGGCAAGUCGUCGACCGUCGGGGUCCAAUAAUGCGCCAGCGCGGGCCCUCUCUUGCGGCCCGCUGGAGCGCCAUUGAGUACUCAGGACGGAGUACGGAGUAUUAUGAGCCACCACAAUUGAUGCCAAGGGAGGCCGAGCAGCGAAUCGACUUUUUCAUGGGCCUGCCAAAGGACGCCAUUUCCGGGGCUGCGUCUGACCGCCAGAGUGAACUUUGA